CACUAACAAUCAUGAAGAUAGGUAUCACCAACUUAUUUAAAUAGCCCCUCUCAUUUAUUUAAUUCUUUAAGGAAGUACUUUGGUGAUUUAUGGGAUCCUCAAUCCUUCAUUCUUUGAUUUUUCAACUGUUUCUUUUUAUUACUUUGCUAUUGUUGUGAUAUUGUCAAUGGGAUUUUAUGCUAAGACUUCCUUCAAAGAUGUAACAAACAAUUUAAUGAAUAGCCUGGCUAUCUUAUCAUUAGGAGUCCUAGCAAUACUGAAUGUUCAAAUUAAAUAACAUAAAAACGCAAAAUUUUUUAAUUUUAAGCCAUCCCUUCCAAUGCUCGAACCUACCCCAUAAUUGAAUAAUAAAACGUAGUCCAAGAGUAAAAAUCUGAAAAUGAACAGUAGCUAUUGUUAAUAUUUGUAGAGAAUUACCCUGUGAAGCCUCAAUAGAUGUGAAUCAAUUACCAGAAUUUGAUAUUAAUUAAAUUCCAUCAUUCACCAAGACUCCAGACAAGUACCCAUCUCCUGUCAAAGGAUAAAAAACAUUUCAAGAUUUCGACUCCAAAUAACCAUCCACUCAAGCAUUUUCGAUCACCAGUCAAAAUGAACAUGAAAUUAUUGUUCCUAACACUAAUAUGGAUGAAUAAAAGGAUGGAGAUGUAUAGAGGUCUGAAGGCAAAAAAGCAUCGCAAAAGGGUAAGAGUGAAGAGAAAAGAAAGAACAACAAGAUUGAACCCCAACUCUCGAUUUAAGUGCAUUCUGUUUAGAAUGAAUACAUAAGCGAAUAGUACUCCCCAGGAAUGUCAGAGAGGAACAAAAUCACUCAAUCAACUAGAGCAGUGAAUAAGGUCUUCAUAGAGAAAAGGUUUAACAUUCUUGAAUACAUUAGAUAUUGUCCAAUAUGCUCAAUUGAUCAAUUAGCAAGAGCCAAACAUUGUCAGUCAUGCAACAAAUGCGUAGCUUGUUAUGACCAUCAUUGUCCUUGGGCUGGCAAUUGCAUUGGAGAAAGAAAUAGAUGUGUCUAUUAUUGGUUCUUAGUUUUUUAAAUUCAAGAAAUCUACUAUGCCUUUAUUAGCGUAUUAAAUUACAAUAAACUAGUUUUUAGACAUUGCAAAAUCUAGAAUUCGAUCAUUACAACCCUCUCUUAAAAUUUUUUUCAAUUUACUUUCUUACAAAUACCAUUUUUUUCGGUUUCCUAGUAACAAGAUUGCUCUGCUUUCAAACAUUUCUUUCAUUUCAAAACCUAACUACUUGUAAUAUUUACUAUUUAAAAAUAGGGGAAUUUUAUAGCUGGAACAAGAUCUCCUAUUUAUAAGAAUUGCAAAGAAAAAAUGGAUCUCCCUUUAGUUAAGGAUGGAAAAGAAAUCUAUAAAACUAUUGUAGAUUCAAUAUACCAUAACUCACAAUUUGGGAAUACAAUCCAGAAAGAGUUUAUAAAUGA
Paramecium octaurelia is the source of this 1426-nucleotide messenger RNA. The record is from the annotation of a GenBank genome assembly. NCBI's taxonomy places the organism in Eukaryota, Ciliophora, Oligohymenophorea, Peniculida, Parameciidae.